Fraxinus pennsylvanica is the source of this 819-nucleotide messenger RNA. The record is from the annotation of a GenBank genome assembly. Lineage: Eukaryota; Viridiplantae; Streptophyta; Magnoliopsida; Lamiales; Oleaceae.
AUGCAAGUAAUACCCAGAUGGCGAAACAUUUUGACAUUGAAGAACACAAUUAUUCAAUCAACAUGGAUCACUACAUCAUCAACAGCCCAUUUGGCUAAUUUCCAUUCUACUGAUGUUUCCUUUGAGAAAUGGAAGAAUAAGUGGAACCCAGAUGUAAGCAGUCAACAACCAUCGAAGGCAAACAAGCCAUCUCAGAAUUAUAUAAGAUAUGCAGUACGACAAAAGCGUGCUGAUGCAAAGAAAGCUCUUAAAAAUCUGAUCUUCAAUGGGGGUUGUUCCAAAUCAAUAGAAGAGGAGACAUUUCAUAAAAUAGAAGCAGAAUGUGAAGAUCAAUAUAACAAGAAAUCUCGAAUAAAGCCUGUUCGUCAAGCUAGGAGAGCUUACCACAAGAAAAUAAAGCGUAAGCUUCGCAGGGAUAAUAUGUUCGAAGAUUUUGAUGCAUGCCCUGAGAGAAUAUUUCAGGCAACUUUUGGGAAAAGAUGCUUCACUUGGACCUUUAAACCUUGGGAAAUGGGAUUUGACUGGAGGGAAAAUUUUAGCUGGAGCAACAGAAGAUACGAAGAACACGAUACUAAAGGUGGGACCGAAUUCACUUAUGGUUCUACAAUUGUAGGAACAUGUUCAGAUAGGAUAACUCUUGGUUUACCCCCUGCUGGACCUUUGAAGAUCGAGGACGUCAAGACUGCCUUUCGCUCGUCAGCUUUGAAGUGGCAUCCUGACAAGCAUCAAGGUCCUUCACAGGCAGUUGCAGAAGAGAAAUUCAAGCAUUGUGUCAAUGCAUACAAAUCAUUAUGCAGUGCACUCUCUACAACAGCUUGA